GUAUGUAAUGAUUUUUUUUCAGCACUUGAAAAUUUUAAGCCAGCAGAGUUUAGCUGUUCAGUACUUAAAAGGUGAUGAUGUUGGUGUGGCGAUGAUUGAUGAUGGAAAUGGUUUUCCAUAGGAAUGUUGUUUUAGGAAACUUGUAUUUUUUCCCCUUGGUUCAUGCAUGCAUGCCCUUAGAGAACAGAAUGCCAGGCACAAUUGUUGUUCAACUGACCAGCUCAUGACCAUCACCACUACAAUUUGACCACUGAUGACCAUACAGUUUGGACAGAAGUGACCUGUCUGCCUUUGUUAUUUAUUGACACUGAUGUAAUUUCAUUGUACCUGUCAAUGUGGGAGGUGAGAAUAAAGUUAAAAGUUUCUUAUGUCCUGGCAUACAUUACCGACAGGAUCCCUAUCGACAGACCAAAACAGUGAUCUUAUUAGAUAACGUAGCCUGUCUCUGGGUCCACAGUUGAACUAUGGAUGACAUUUGAUAUCCAGUACACAAAACAUUGAAGUUAAGAAAAUUGCUAUAUUUAUUUGUCUUACACGCAGUUCUGCACAUACAGAUGUGAAGGCUUUGGGAGCAGAUUUGGAUCAUAACUGAAGAAAUGAUGAAGAAAUGAUAAACUUUACUAUUGUUUGCUGUGACAGAAACUUGUCAACCCGAGUGUCACCGUCAUUCAGUUUGUAGAAUGAAGUACUGAUACAUUUGCUGCUUAAAAUAGUACCAGUUGAUUAUCAUGCUAUCAGUUUUGAUAUGUGAACCAAGACAAGACAUAACUGUUACCCAACAUAUCAUUUGAUGGGAAACCAGACAUUUGGAGGUAAAAAGAGGACUACAUGCAAUCAAAGAUAAACAGGACCUUGAUAUUACCCAUAACACAGGAAUCACUUUAGGAAACUAGACAUUUGGUAUCCAAAAAGAGGAAUUUAACAGGUGAUACGGUCAACCAAAGGUGAACCCGUACGUAAAUACCUGAGGAUGGCAUUUAUUAAGUCAACGAGUGCCAGUGCUCUGGAGGGCCUCAAUAGCACUGUCACGGAGAUUGGAGGACUGUUUGAUAAAUUACGGAAGAAGACCUCGAGUGACGAAGGUAGCAGCAUCAGUGGCAGUUCCAGCAGUAUUGUACCCCAUGCACUCAGCAGUCUCUUCACCCCAGAUGAGGAGAGGAAGACCUUGGUAGAAACCAUGGAAGAGGGCCAGCCCCAGGGAGAUCUCAGGCAACACAAUGGGUCUGGGACCCCAUCUUCUACCAGUCUGUCUGCUACUACAGAGAGCUCAUCCACCAAUGUGACCUCUGCAAAAAGUGGUGACACCGUCUCAGAAGCGGAAGACGCAUCGGAACACAUCGAUGUAGCGUUAGUCGACAAUCAUUCCACUCCCACCAGUGACCGAAGUUCCCUGGGGAAUUCUCAUGAGAAAUUGGCGGGGAAAUGUCCCGAAGAUUUUUACGACAUAAAUAGGCAAUCAGCCAAUGACAGUGGAGGUGGGAAAAGUAGCACAUCGCGAAGCGUUGAGAAGAAAAAGAAAGGGAAUACUUGGUAUAAUGUAUUGAGCCCCACCUACAAGUCUAAGAGUGAAGAUUUGAAGAAACUGUUUAAGGAUGUUCCAAAUGAUGAGAGGCUGAUUGUUGAUUACUCCUGUGCCCUUCAGAGGGACAUCCUGACCCAUGGCAGAUUGUACAUCACACAGAACUGGAUCUGCUUCUAUGCCAAGAUCUUUGGCUGGGAGACUGCGAUAACAAUCCGCUGUAAAGACAUAACCAGCAUGACCAAAGAGAAGACAGCCCGUGUGAUACCAAAUGCCAUCCAGAUUAUUAGCAACAAUGAGAAGUACUUCUUCACGUCGUUCGGAGCCAGAGACAAGUCGUAUUUGAUGAUGUUCCGGGUGUGGCAGAAUGCUCUUAUGGACCAGCCAAUGACAGCCCAGGAGAUGUGGCAGUGGGUUCACCUCAGUUACGGAGAUGAGCUUGGUUUGACGUCCAGUGAUGAUGACUAUAUCCCACCAGAAGAAGAAACUCCCAAUACUUUCAUCUCCAAAGAUGCUUUGGACGAGGGUGGGGAAGAAAAGACUGACAAUCCAGAGGACUUAAUGGGGAAGAUUUCCCCAACUGAUGCUGUCUCUAUGACAACCACAAGUAACGAGGAUCUAUACGACCGCCUUGCGCCCCCCUCACAGAAUGGCCUGAUUAACCUGGGGAUGGUGAAGGCAGCGUCCUUCGAUAACCCUGACAUGCCCACUGACUUCUCUGACGACUCUGAGGAAACUGAAGGGGAUGUGGUGUGUACAUGUAGUGAACACAGAGGGAUGAAAAUCAUAGAUGAAGUCUACAACAUCUCUGUAGACCAAAUGUAUGAGAUGCUGUUUACAGACUCCAAGUUCUUCAGAGAUCUACUGGACAGGCGGAAAACAUUUGAUUUGGUGCUCACACCGUGGCCAGAUGAUGCAGAUAGAGAUGGUACAAAGAUGAGGAUGAUUUCCUACACCUUAACCCUCAAUGCUGCCUUUGGGCCCAAAACCUCCCCAGCCACGGAAAAACAGUUGUGGCUUCCAGAGAGUCGUCCAGGUGCCAUGUAUCGUAUAGAGUGUGAGUGUAUCAACAGUGCUAUUCCCUAUGGUGACAGUUUCUAUGUGGUCAACCAAUACUGUAUCACCCGUGUUCACCCCCACCGCUGCCGACUGCUGGUCCAUAGUGAGAUACGGUAUAGGAAGAAUGUGUGGGGGCUGGUCAAGAAUAUAAUUGACAAGAAUUGCACUGCUGGGAUCAAAGACUACUUUAAAACACUCGUCCAGUGUCUGAGGGAAGAAUCAGAAAGGCCCGGUGCACCGUUUAACAUAGAACCUACGCCAUCCAAGAAGAGAGUGAGGCGGCGGCGACGUGCGCACAGUCGAGCCUCAGAGGUCCCUGCAGCGACAUCUACAGUUGAGACCAAUCACAUCACAGUUCCAAGUCCUGUAUCAGCUCCAGGGACAGACCUGGACAAGUUCAUGAAGACAGAUGUGGAGUCCAUGGUCAAGUUACUGGCUGUGGUGUUAUCAGUACUGUUGCUGUUCAAUGCCAUGUUAUUCUACAAGAUGUGGACUCUAGAGGGGGUGGCCUCCAACCUGUAUAUUGGGGACACGGAGGAAGAGCUGGCACACCUCAGCAGUUAUCCGAAGUCACAAGAACAGUGGGUGAAACUGUUACGUCAGCAACAGCACUUACAUGACGCGGAGAUAGACAAAUGGAAGUCCAUACUGGACACGUCUGUCUUAUUACUGGGAGAGAUGAAAAGCAACUUAGAAGUCCUGCAGCAGAGCCUAUCAGCAAGGUACAGUUCCAAAGUGGAUCAGCCAGCAUGAGAUGUCUUUUCCUAUUGAAUAGUUGAGCAAAAGGUGAUCAAAGCGAACCAAUAGUAUUUGUCGUCUCGGCACAUGCAUGGAUCUCAAGUGGCUGGACCAAAAUUGGGUCCCAUGCAAGCAACCUUAAAAAUACAGCAAGUUCUGAAGAAAAUUUUGAAGACCUUACACCAUAUAGAUGAAAAAUAGGAACCAUUAGCCUCUUUUCUAACACUGGCACCGUUUUCACGUUUAGAUAGUAAUGUCAACACCUAAAAGGAAAAGGAAAAUAGACAUGUUUGAUCUCCUAAUGCACUGAAGGUGGAAGGAUUUAAAGUGAUGUUAAACAUCAUUCCUCAUACCGGUAUGUGUAAAGCUUCAGUGCCCCAUGAAGUGUUCAAGUGAUGUUUGUGAUGUCCCAUAUCAAGAAGUUCAGUUUUUGAGGAUGAGAUAUUUACUCAUAUUAUAAGAUAGGAAAUGCAAAAUGUGCCGCAUUGGCCCUGACAUGGGGAUGUGGGGGAAAAAGUGAACGAAUGAAGAGUAGUGAAAAUGAGUAUAAAAACUGUGCAUUAGUCUCUUAUUUAUUGAAUACUAUAAUAUAAAGAGUCAUUGUGAUAUAGCACCUGAUAUAAAACGAUCAAGUUUAAAUGUGUUAGUGUAAUGUACAAUGCACUGUUCCCAGUUGUUGUCAAUGACAUUAAUGAGUAGGUAGACUGGGAUUUGAAGGGCAUUAUUUCCAAUGUCCAAGUUAAAAAAAGUCCUGCCAGCAGGAGCGACAAAGGGCUGAUAAGGAUAUUUUUUCAGCUAAUAAGCUUCAAGAAAUCCAUUCUCUGUCAGCAUCCCUAGUAGAUGGGUUACUUGUACUGCAAUUUAUCUAUUGCCUGAAAGGAAAGGUCUUGUUAGUUCUAGAUUUAUUGUGUUAUAAAAAAACUUACAUUAUUGGCUUGAAAUGGGAUUUAUUAAUCCAGCUAGCAUCAUUGUGAUGUAAACUGAUAGUUUACCAUGUGUAGCUGAGGAGGAUGCCACAUAUAAGAAAUACUAAGGAAAAGGAAAAGAAAAAAGUUCAAAUCCUGCCUAAAAAUAGUCCUAUGUCCAUCAGGAGGAGGCUUGUGUCUUAAUAUACUAGAAAUCACAAGACGUCCAAGCUUGUUGAGGUGUUAUAGAUUUGAAUAUAGAAUCUUACAUAGAUCCAAAGAUGUAAUGGCAUGAUUAUUCAGCCAAGUGAAGUAAUUGUCUGAAACAUCUGAAGUUAAUGCUUUCGGUCCACUCUGAAGAAAAUUUUGAUCUGGGCUCUAUGAGUAGAAAAAGAACCCCACUUGGAAACUGUUGGCUACACUACAGUACUGUCAGCUAUGCAUCUUGAGAUGUUUGUAAGGUACCUGUCCAUUAGUCUUGCAAAUAUAAACCUGUAUAAUCAUGCUGUCUUUAAUGAGCAUGAAGUUAAGGAAUAGGCAGGGCAUUCUACUCAACAUGCUAAUUAAGAUGUCUCUCUUUCUUUCUGUCUCAGAAUGUCUAAAAUUUAGAUAUUUGCAGUCAAACUUGAUGAACUUGAUUUUUUUUUUUUUUUUUUUGUGAUCUCGAGCCCUUUGCCAUGUCAUCUUCUAUUUGAUGUUUAUAUUAAUAAGAAGAAUUGUAGCUGGCCAAAACUGUAGAAUGUCAAUAAGAUGUGGAAACUUGAACUGUCCAGGCAGGUUAUAAGCAAAUCGCACCAAAAUUAAAAUAAAAGUUGGUAUAUAUAGGAUACAUUACUUUUCUUUCAGAUUCUCUUCAAAAUGACAUGCCCACCACAAUUGUUAAAUGAAAACAUCUUGUAAACAUAUAAACAAUGUGGCACAAUCAUAAGUAUGAAAAUCAGUAUUGAGAUAACAUGAAGAUAUAUGUAGAUAAUCAUAAAGAUAUGUUAUAUACUGUUUAUGUAGUUGGCAAUUGCUGAAUAGAAUAUUCCAUUUAAAAUGUAUUAUAUUAUUAAAUUGUACUCUUACAGAGGGAUGCAUGACAAAAUGCUGGUUUUAUGUUGGAUAAGAACUGAAGUUUUUUCUCGAGUAUGAUUUCCAACCUUUUGCUGCAGUUGAGCUGUCAUUCAGAAGACAAAGAAAUUAAAAUAUUUAACUUGUAAAUAGUUCCAAUGAAAAAGCGAUCAACUUUGUAAAAAAAACGGUAAAGUUUAAUUUAUUGUAGUUGCAUUUUUUUUUCACUAUAUCAGUAUCAACAACCAGUUGCAGAAGGUACAACUUUCAGUGUCUGUUGUUACAGUAGCUCUUAUUGGUUGUGAACACGAGAUUGUUAUAAGGAUGAGUGCAUGAAAACUGAAUGCCAUUUCAAAAUGGGUCAGACUCAAGAAAAUAAAGAAAUAUUUAAUAACUACA
Messenger RNA from Lingula anatina, 5673 nucleotides. Its product is annotated as protein Aster-B. Gene Ontology annotation, molecular function: sterol transfer activity; sterol binding. Gene Ontology annotation, cellular component: endoplasmic reticulum membrane; plasma membrane; endoplasmic reticulum-plasma membrane contact site. The record is from RefSeq and is a predicted model, not a curated record. Gene Ontology annotation, biological process: intracellular sterol transport. NCBI's taxonomy places the organism in Eukaryota, Metazoa, Brachiopoda, Lingulata, Lingulida, Lingulidae.